Meira miltonrushii is the source of this 4185-nucleotide messenger RNA. RefSeq lists its product as uncharacterized. The transcript has 2 exons. Gene Ontology annotation, cellular component: membrane. The annotation marks the transcript as partial. Gene Ontology annotation, biological process: intracellular calcium ion homeostasis. The record is from RefSeq and is a predicted model, not a curated record. Gene Ontology annotation, molecular function: ATPase-coupled monoatomic cation transmembrane transporter activity; ATP binding; ATP hydrolysis activity. NCBI's taxonomy places the organism in Eukaryota, Fungi, Basidiomycota, Exobasidiomycetes, Exobasidiales, Brachybasidiaceae.
AUGCCAUCUCGAAAUCGGGAUACACCCGCUGCGGAUGAAUAUCAAGCACCCUCGUUUGGUAGAGCAAUUGCAACAAAAUCACAAAAGAACCAAGGAAACGGAGAUGGAACUCAGGACGUUCCUCUAUCUCACUCUCCAUUCUUUAGUGAUAAAGAAAACAUAGAAGCAAUCGCAUGGGCUCAAACAAAUGGAAAACAUGAAAAUGACGCCGAGAAUGGCGCUAUUUCUAUGCGACAUGGAAGACGCAGAAGGGAUAGUCAAGUUGGAAGCUACGAUGAUAUGGCUAGCAUCUUUGAUGGUCCUUCAGCAGGCGCUGUUCCUUCUUCGGUGAGCAGCAUGCAUCACAAUUACAGAGAUAUUCAAUUACGAUCUUCCGGUCGUUCACGUAGAAGGAUCUCAAUGGAUUCCGGCACCCUUGGACGAUCGCGUAAGAUAAGUAACGUUUCAGCUCGCUCACGAACAAGCUUUGAUGAAGAAGCUGUCUCUAUUGGAGGCGAUGAUCGUAGUAUAGCAAGCGGCGCUGCAAGUUCUCGUCGUAUCGGCAGCAGACGAAAGGUACCGGAAAGAGGAGAGAAUGAACCACGAGGAAUGCUUGGCUCUAUCAUGGCAAGCUUGCGGGGUGAUGCACAUGAGUCACCUUCAAGGCCAUCUUUUGGUCGUACCAGAUCGGGAGGUUCUGUCACAUCCAGAACUUCUUUGAUGGCCCGCAGCGUGGAUGAUGAAGAAGCAGCAGAAGAAGGAGAAGAAGAAUUUUCAGGAUCAGAAGAAGAAGAAACAUUUGACGAAGAGGAGGAUGGUUCCAAUUCCAGCAGUGACGAUGAUGCACGUAAUCGAGAUGGUUUCAUGCCUUCCGCUUUUGGCCCCUUGAGUGGUGCUGUUGACCCAGUCUUUGGUGAUUCACGCAGAGCUCAAGCACCUAAUGAUGAACUAGACGUCGAGCUAGGCGGAUAUGACGAAACACACGAGCCAGCAGCUCCUUUCUCAGACGUUGACCCAAUGAGCUCACGCAUCGAUUCAUCUGCUGAUGUGAUUAAUGCUGCUCGUGAGGAGGCAACCUACAUUGACAAAGACUCCACCUCUAGACAACAGAUUUACCUAGCAGAUGAUGACUGUCUGAUUCGAUUUACAGGUUAUGAAACAAAAGCUGUUCGUAAGCUUAUGUUUAUCAUCGUUUCCAUCCUUUCCUUCGGUAUCGUCUAUUUGCUUGGAAGAUGGCUACCAAAGUCUUACUUGAAGUGGGUCUGCAAAGAGACUUCGUUUGACAAGGCAGAGUUUAUUGUUGUGCAGAAUCAGUGGGGUGAUCUUGUCGAGGCAAAGCCGGCAACUGUUCCUUUCGCACGUCCGUUGGGAACCGUUUUCCCGCUUUCCUCAACUGAUCCAGCAAGCACACAGGCAGAACAUCAGACAAAAAGCGUUCAAAGUACCAAAUUACCUCCAGCACUGCAGAAGCCACAAAAGAAAGUCAAUUCAGCACAUCAAAAAGACCAAAGCAAUGGUCACCCAGCACAAGAUGUGCCAAUUCUCUCCAGCGUUGAAACAGAGCAAUUGAUGGAUUUGACAUACAUCGACUAUCGUUACAUGCGUUUCGCAUUACACCCACCUUCGUGCAGAUGGAGAAUGAUCAAAGACUGGCGUGACCCACUCUGGACAUCAACAGACGCUCUUGCAAAAGGUAUCAGCUGGGAUGCAGAGAAGGAUCGAACAACUUUGUUUGGUCAAAAUGUGAUCGAAAUCGAAAAGAAGUCUACCAUGACUUUGUUGGUGGAUGAAGUCUUACAUCCUUUCUACAUUUUCCAAAUCGCAUCAGUAAUCUUGUGGAGCUUGGAUGAUUACUACUACUAUGCAAUCUGCAUCGUCAUCAUUUCGUGCGCCAGUAUCAUCACCACUUUGAUCGAAACAAGCAACACCGUUCGACGAAUGCGAGAGAUGAGUCGAUUCAGCUGUCAAGUUAAUGUUCUACGCGAAGGCAAAUGGACAACGAAGGAAAGUACCGACCUCGUCCCUGGUGAUAUCUAUGAUGUUGCAGAGGCUGGCCUGCUCUUGUUCCCUGCUGAUAGCGUUUUGCUAAGUGGAGAUGCGAUCGUAAACGAAAGUAUGUUAACAGGUGAAUCGGUUCCUGUAUCCAAAAUUCCUCUCACCGACGACAGUAUCAGCAUGCUACAUUCGACCUCCUCACAAAUUCCAUCCGACUUGGCUCGUCAUUUCUUGUUUGCUGGAACACGCAUCAUUCGUAUCCGUCCUACAGUCGUUGAAGACGAAGGUGGCUAUCAAGCAGGUGCAAAAGCAAUGGUCGUUCGUACUGGAUUUGAUACUACAAAAGGAGCUUUGGUGCGAAGUAUGUUAUUCCCAAAGCCUAUGGGAUUCAAAUUUUAUCGUGAUUCGUUCCGUUUCAUUGGUUUCUUGGCGUCGAUCGCAGGUGUUGGUUUCAUUUUCAGCAGUUUCAACUUUGUCAAAUUGGGUAUUGCUUGGCAUACGAUUCUCGUUCGUGCUUUGGAUUUAAUCACAGUUGUUGUUCCGCCCGCUUUGCCUGCUACGAUGAGUAUUGGUACAUCCUUCGCAAUCUCUCGUUUACGUGCUGCCGGUGUCUUCUGUAUCUCACCAAAUCGUGUCAAUAUUGGAGGAAAAGUCAACGUGUUUUGCUUCGACAAAACCGGUACACUCACUGCUGAUGGAUUGGACGUCUUGGGCAGUCGUACCGUAGACAAGAAAGCCAAUCGAUUCAGUGAAUUGCACGAAUCUGUUGACGAGAUGCCAGUCUCUUUACGUGCAGGUGAAACUGAUUCACGCAAGAUGCCCCUCUUGCAUGCACUGGCUACAUGUCACAGUCUCAAGGUAGUAGAUGGCGAAGUGAUCGGCGAUCCUUUGGAUGUGAAAAUGUUUGAAUAUACCGGAUGGACACUGGAUGAAGGAAAAGAUGCAAGCGCCAAAGCAACGACGAAAAGUGGAACAGCCAAAGAUGGCAAGAGCAGAUUGACAGAACGUGCUCCUGCUCUUGUGCAAACUGUAGUCAGGCCUCCCGGAGGACAAGCGUUUGACGUUGAUGAUGCAAUGCGUCCAGGCAAACACGCUCAUUUCCUAGAAGUAGGAGUGUUGAGAACGUUUGAAUUCGUUUCACAAUUACGCAGAAUGAGCGUGAUUACCAAACAAUUGAAAUCAAACUCGAUGGAAAUCUUUGUGAAAGGAGCACCUGAAGUCAUGUCGGACAUUUGCGAUGAAGAUUCAUUCCCAAGCGAUUAUGAUGAUUUGCUCAGCUAUUAUACCAAACAUGGAUAUCGUGUUAUCGCAUGUGCCGGUAAAAGUAUGCCAGGAAUGAGCUGGAUCAAAGCUCAACGUAUGCGAAGAGAACAAGCAGAAAGUGGAUUGAAAUUCCUUGGUUUGAUCAUCUUUGAGAAUAAGAUCAAAGAAGGCACUGGACCUGCUAUGGCCACACUUAUGGGCGCAGGAAUUAUUACGAAGAUGGCAACAGGUGACAAUCCUCGAACGGCAAUCAGUGUUGCACGUGAAUGUGGAAUGGUCGGUCAAUCUGCUCAUGUGUUUGUGCCCACGUUUAUACAAGGCAAUCAAAAGUCACCUGAAGCUAUAUUGGAAUGGGCCAGCGUUGAUGACGAAAGGAUCAAGUUGGAUAAUUACAAACUUAAGCCACUCGAUAUCGAUCCACACGUUUUGGACAUUGAAGAAUUGGAUUUCCAAGAUUAUCAAUUGGCAUUGACGGGAGAUGUUUUCAGAUGGAUGAUCGAUUUCGCGCCAGUUGAAACAUUACGUAGAAUGUUGAUCAAAGGUACCGUGUUUGCACGUAUGUCACCGGAUGAAAAGCAUGAACUGGUCGAACGUUUACAAGCACUUGGAUACACUGUUGGAAUGUGUGGUGAUGGUGCAAACGAUUGUGGUGCUUUAAAGGCUGCCGACGUCGGUAUUUCGCUUUCAGAAGCAGAAGCUUCCGUUGCUGCUCCUUUCACAUCUAGAUCUCCCGAUAUCUCAUGUGUGAUCGAGGUGAUCAAAGAAGGAAGGGCUGCAUUGGUUACUUCUUUCUCUUGCUUCAAGUAUAUGGCACUUUACAGUCUUAUUCAAUUCACCAGCAUUUCAUUGCUCUACAGUUUCGCAAGUUCUUUAUCCGACGGUCAAUUCUUAUACGUUGAUCUGUUCUGCGUCUUGCCUGUAGCCGUUGCUAUGGCACGUACACUUCCU